CCGCCCGCACCCCGACCGCGGAGGAUGAGGAGCCCGCAGCGACGAUUGAUAGAAAUAUGCAUUUCCGUAGUAUCACCUUUGAACUAAUGAAGUGGAAGUACAGAUGAAAACAGUCUGGAGGAAGCUUGAAGUACAAUACAGUUUCAUUCAGUUUCCUAAUUCUGAGGUAAGGAAACAGAGUUCAAAAAGUUGCAAAAUCAUCUUUGCAGUCAAGCACCAAAUCUUGUAUUAGGCUUCACCGAACAGACUAAGCUCAACGUUUGUCAAGCAGAAGGGCCGCUGCCUUGCACAGGAAGGAUUAAAAGUGAACAAUGACUCGACUAAGAGUUUGUGAGCGAUUGCUUGGAGCCUACCUGCUUAUCAUUUUACAUGUUCAAGGACAAAAUCUAGACAGCAUGCUGCAUGGCACUGGAAUGAAGACAAAUCCUGACCAGAAGAAACAAGCAAAUGGGGUAACACUUGCUCCAGAAGACACCUUACCGUUUCUUAAGUGCUACUGCUCAGGACAUUGUCCAGAUGAUGCUAUUAAUAACACGUGCAUAACUAAUGGGCAUUGCUUUGCUAUUGUUGAGGAAGAUGAACAUGGGGAACCAACGCUUGCUUCUGGUUGCAUGAAGUAUGAAGGUUCAGACUUCCAGUGCAAGGAUUCACCAAAAGCACAAUUACGUCGGACAAUUGAGUGCUGUAGGACUGACUUCUGCAAUCAGGAUUUACAACCAACUUUACCACCACUUGAUAGCACAGAUGGACUUUUUGAUGGCAGCAUUCGUUGGAUGGCAGUGUUGAUUUCUAUGGCAGUCUGCAUAAUUGUCAUGAUCAUCUUAUUUAGCUGUUUUUGUUACAAGCAUUAUUGUAAGUCAAUGGCAAAGAGGCACUGUUAUAAUCGUGACCUGGAACAAGAUGAAGCAUUUAUUCCAGCUGGGGAGUCAUUAAAAGACCUUAUUGACCAGUCACAGAGUUCUGGCAGUGGAUCAGGACUACCGUUGCUGGUUCAGCGCACUAUUGCCAAACAAAUUCAGAUGGUGAGGCAAGUUGGAAAAGGACGAUACGGUGAGGUGUGGAUGGGCAAAUGGAGGGGUGAAAAAGUUGCAGUCAAAGUCUUUUUCACCACCGAAGAAGCCAGUUGGUUCCGAGAAACAGAGAUUUACCAAACUGUUCUAAUGCGUCAUGAAAACAUCCUUGGUUUUAUAGCUGCAGAUAUUAAAGGAACCGGAUCCUGGACACAGCUGUACUUGAUUACAGAUUAUCAUGAAAAUGGAUCACUCUACGAUUUUCUGAAAUGCACUACACUAGACAACAGGGCUCUCCUCAAACUGGCAUAUUCUGCUGCGUGUGGUCUGUGCCAUCUACACACAGAAAUAUAUGGGACACAAGGCAAGCCUGCUAUUGCACACAGGGACCUGAAGAGUAAAAACAUCUUGAUAAAGAAAAAUGGAACCUGCUGUAUUGCUGACUUGGGUCUUGCAGUCAAGUUUAACAGUGACACAAAUGAAGUUGAUGUUCCCUUGAAUACUAGAGUGGGAACAAAACGUUACAUGGCUCCAGAGGUCCUAGAUGAAAGCCUGAAUAAAAACCAUUUUCAACCAUAUAUCAUGGCUGACAUCUACAGUUUUGGGCUAAUCAUUUGGGAAAUGGCUCGGCGUUGUGUCACAGGAGGUAUUGUUGAAGAGUAUCAGUUGCCAUACUAUGACAUGGUGCCAAACGAUCCAUCCUAUGAGGACAUGAGAGAAGUGGUGUGUGUCAAACGUCUACGCCCAGUAGUAUCUAACAGAUGGAAUAGUGAUGAAUGUUUAAGAGCAAUAUUGAAAUUAAUGUCUGAAUGCUGGGCUCAUAAUCCUGCCUCAAGACUCACUGCCUUGAGGAUCAAGAAGACGCUUGCCAAGAUGGUGGAGUCACAAGACGUCAAGAUUUGACUUAGUAAAUUGACAUUGGAGAGCAAAGCUGGACUCCUAGAACUUUUUCACCCAAACAUGGGUGAGACCUAUGUGGAAAGAGGAAAUAACUGAGAUUCAGUAUAUUUUCUCACCACGCUUCUACAGGCUGCUAAUCCAAUCUUUCAGUACUUCAUUGACUGUGAUACUGAGAGCCUCUGUACACUACAUGCUACAUAUAUGGACAGCCUUGGUAAAAUACACAUUUUGUUUUUGUUUGAGCUGCAUUGAGACUUCAGUCACAUUUAGUGAGUCUCCAGUAAAACUCUGGGUACUGAAUUGAAUGUUCAGAUUACAGUGCUUUCUGUGAAAGCCUAACAAGCUAUAUGGAUUCAACAGAGAUGGAGAAUAUAAGCUUUUUAUUUGCCUCUACCUGAUAAAAACCUAGUCAAUCCAUAACAAGUUUUUGUGAAACAGCUUGUAGGUUAUGAAUCUGUUUGUGAUACUACUCAGUUUAACAGUUCCUUAUGCCUUUAUGUGUGUGCCAGGAUUAUUUUGCUGCCAUUUGGAAUAGGUAAGAAAACAUUUAAAUGAACGAAGUUUUAUUAUUGGGGCUCUAUUGUGUGGCUCCACAAUUAGAGUUUUGCUACAGAAUUUACUCCUUGCCAUUAAGUUAUCCUUCAAAAAUACCAGUUUUAUUUGAACUCUUGUUUUGGUCACAAGGAGAACUGCUAAAAUGUGAACAAUUAAUAAAUUAAGAAAUACCUACCUAGUCUGUAGAGCACUUGAAACAAUCUUCUCUAGAGGUAUAGACUGCCUUGGUCAUCGUGCUUACAGAAUAGUGGGCUCCAUAAUUGAAUGACUAUGAAAUUUGGUAUAUUCUUCACAAUGCCACAUGCAGCCAGUAUUCUUGCUGUAGGGUACUUUAUAUCUGAACAGAAAGGCCACUGAUGUUGUAGUUUUGCCUUUACACUUUAGUGGAACUCAAUGGUAGGUGUCUGUCAUAGUCUGAACUUUUCCAUACAGGAGGGAAUUAGUCAGCUGUAGAAGCAUGCUUUCUCACUGUUUGACAAAACUAGGCAGAAGAUAAGUUUUUAAAGGCUUGAGAACCAGUAUCAUUUUAAGAUACAAAAGGAGGAAAGUUUGGAAGAUUAGAGAAUGCAAUAAAGGUCAAGACCUGCAGAACAGAAUAUGUGAACUGUUGAAGGUAAGAUCCACAACAUGCAGAAGAUUUUGGGCUGGGUUGCUCUGAUGUAAACAUAGGAGGUCAAGUCUGUGGGACACUUAGUGGACAGUUGUAAAAUUCAAGAAUUGAGAAAAAGUAAAUCAGUGGGUGUUUUACGUUCUAGUUAGCCACAUUUUUGAGGAAUGGCAUUGAAAGAUACUUUAUGAAGAUACAAUAAAUUAGUAUAAUUGCAAAAUUUGGUCCUGUUGUGCCAACUGUUUGGCAUGCACAAGAAACUGUAGUUCCUUCCUUUUCUCCUCUGAUCCAGACAAGUUGGUUAAAACGAGAACCCCUCCAUGAGGUUACUGUAAGGCAGAAGUAAUGAUUUAUAAUUUCUUUGGCACUUCUACUUUGAAGUCAGAAAAUAGUACAAUAAAGUUGAAGCUUCAACUGCAUGAAUCAUCAGAAGAAUGAAAACACAGUAUUGGAAUCAUUGAACCUAUUUGAUAAUUUAAGUGCCUAUAACUUUGUACUGUAAAUCUUGUUCUAGCUAACUUUAAAAAGGGAAGUUAUUUAUACAGUGUGUUUUGUGCUUUAUUAAAAAAAAAAAUCUAGUCCUAUGUACAUGUGUAUAAUUAGAUACAUGCGUGCACACACACAUAUAUGCCAUAGCUGAGAUUUGAAGAAAAAAGGAAUAAUAUGAAAAUUGAAUAAAAAAUGUUAAAACUUCAGAUUGCUUUAUGCCAGAUUAUCUUUUGUCUUAAAGUAUGUGCAUGGAAAUUGUUUUGUUAUGUUUAAAUUUCCCGUGAAAAUACAUCUGAUAAAAAAGUGUAAUGCAGAACUAAUGUGAUUUGUGAACAACUACAGCCUUCUAACAUGCUUUUUUCUUUCUAAUUCUGUAGUACACAUAAUGUAAAUGGUCAGGCAAAAGAUAGCAGUAUUUUUAUUUUCUAUUGUGAUGUACAGACUUUAUUUAACAGUGCUACAUAUUUUAUAGAUAACUAGCUAUUUCAAGGGACAUUUUUUUAAUAAAGUCAUUACUUUUGUUCAGUAAUGCCUUUAAGUAUUAAUAUGUAUUCUGGCUGAAAAGUUCAUAGGGGCAUCAACUAUAAUUUUAAUUUAUUUGAAAAUCGUAAAAAAUACACAAUAUUGUGCCACAACUCUCAUGGUAAAGGGAUUUUUAAAAGAAGGUUUCUCCAUCCAUUGCCAAGAAAUACAUGACGCAUUUUAAAUGGUUAAUCAUGUCUUUGCGCAUAAUUUUUGCACAGGUAGUUGAAAAAUAAUUGGUAUAAGCCAAAAAAGUAAGGGAUAAGCUUUUUUUUAUUUUCAUCUCUAGAAUUUUUAUUAAUAAGAAGGAGAAAUGUUUAUGUAGAUACCCUGCUAGCUUAAACUUUCAGAGUAUGGAGAUGUUUAAAUUAACCCACUCCUAUUUUUGUUUCUUUCAGAAGUUGCUACAGCUUUAUAAGCAGUAAACUUUUUAAAAAUCAGUUUCUCUCAAAUCUUCAGGAAGCCAUUGGUGGUAGUGUAAGUGAAAGAAGGAAGUGUGAAUUUCUAUAGCUCUUAAUUAUUCAUCUGUUUUCUCCUCUAUUGUUUAGGCUUUUGCAAGGCAAUAGGAUGGUGAUCUUUGGUAGACAUCUUAAGACUUGAGUUGAUUUAUCCAUCUAUUUUAACACAGAAGAAGUAAGCUGACUGCUGCAAAGAUGAUCUUUGAUACUUGUGAGGAAAAAAAAAAAAUCCUUAAUCCUUAAGCUUAAUUUUUCAGCACUUCAGUUAGUAGGUUUGUAUGCAAACAUAUGUUGCACGUGCAGUUUUCAUUGUCAUGAAGAGCUGCUAGAUGUUUAGGUAUUUUUUGAUUCCUUAAUAUUCAAAAAAAAGCUCACUGCUAAAGGACCUGGUUGCAUAAAGCACUUGGGCACAUCUACAUUCUUUGCAAAGUAAUUCACUGAUGGGAGCUUCAGUGUGACUAUACUGAUAUUUUAGCUAUUUAAGCAGAUCUUAGCUCUAAACCAGCCUGUUAAUUAUAACAUAAUUAAACAUACUCUUAAUCUAAGCUGUUGCUUUAUGCAAUACCAUAGAAUUCAGAAGCCUUUAAGGUUAGGGUGUGUAAUUGGAUUUGUCUGUCCUUUGUUUACCUCUUUGGAUGAAAUUUUAAGGAUUUGUCAUCUUUAAAAAAAAAAAAAAAAGUCUUCUAAACCUAGUGGAUGGUUUAUGUAUGCGCAUAAAUAUAUAAAUAAAAAAUCAGAAAUGUGGAAUAAAUGUUGAGAGUAUUAAGGCUGCCUUAGAAUUUCUUACACUCACAUAUGGAAGAUUUGUUUUAAAUUUAACCUGCUCCAUGUGAUUUUAGUUAGCUGGAAAAUAAUUUGAGUAACUUACACAAUUAUUGCUCUUACAGUAGUGGAUUUUUUUUGUGUUCCUGGCUAACUUGCAAAUUCUGAUAUUGCCACAAUAAAAUAGGCUUUCCUUUUGAUUUUUUUGAGUUUUACUCAAAAUGUUAUUUUUCCUGAGUUUUACUCAGGAAACAGACAAUUUUCCCAAAAUGCAUCACUUGUUUUUUAAUCAUCCUGAUUAUUUUCUUGAUUAAUCUAUCUUGAAAUAAUCUAUGAAGUGUAAAAUGAAUGUUAUAAGUUACCUCCGUUAGAUCUUGAUCUAAGUGACCAAUUGAAUGUGUUUGUAAAGUGAAUCAUUGGGACACACUUCAUCUACUCUAUAGACUGUAUUUCAGCAGUCUAAAAUGUUUGAAAAGCAAAUAUGGUAAUUAUUUUUUUUAAUUGGCUAUAGCAGACAUUUCUAAAGGGAAGUUAUACUCAUCUUCAGUCAAAUAUUAGAAUGGUUUAGCACAUCCUCAUUCUUCUGAGAGUGCCUUUGAAAUCAAUAGAUUUUAUCUGGUGCCCACAAUCUUUAUUCCAAAUAGGGAGUGAUGUCUGAAAUCAGCUGGCAGUGUUGCAUGAUACAGUGCUUUAUGGAGCCAUGGUGUAUUAGCCUUGUUUGGUAUAGCAGAAGUGGAGUGCACAUUACUUUUAAUUUUUGAAAAAAUUUUAUGUAAUUGUUGCUUUGUAAUAUUUUAUCUUUGAAUGCAGUUACAAACACCCACAUCAUGUAGAAGUGACGUUUGUGCUCUGACAUGCCGUGCCCAAAAUAAAAUGUACUAUAUUGUAUACAAGAAGAAUAAAUAACAUUGUAGUUAACGUAUAGAAGAUGUAAAUAAAAUAAGAAAGAAGAGUGGAACAAGGUAAAUGGUCACACUCUCGUGUGUUAUAUGCCAGAAGUGUAGAAUACUCCUUUAAAAAUGUAACACGCUAAUGUAUUUUGUACAGCAUCUGCUUUAAAAGGUGCCUUACUGAGUUUACCAUGAAUUGCUUGUUCUGUACACAGAUUAUGUCCAAUGUAUCAUUUUUAAGUAAAUAACCUUAUUUUAGUACACAUUAGUAAUGUGUUUUGUUACUAUAACAUUUUGCCUUAAAAAUGUAAUGGCUUGGAAGUCAUAAUAUCCUAACUAAAUACUCCCAACUUUUUCAUACUUUGUACGUGUGUUUUUCCCACAGUUCUUGAGUAAGUUGUGAAUGGUAACUUUGACUACGCAAUGGGGUUCAGAAUUGCUUAGUUAAGGUCUGUAUUCCUUGGCCUAAAUUUGAGCACAAUGGUAAAACAGAAGUUUCCCUAGUCUGAUUUUUAUACUUGGCUUAUAGCAAAGCCAGAAACAAGUGUAAGUUGAAUAUUUCUCUUUGAACAUGUGCAAGUUGAAUACAUGCUACUUUUAUCUACAUAAAUUCACCCUAGUCGACCCUAGUCGGUCGAGCUCACCAAGUAAAAAACGAAAAAUAAAGGGAUGAGGGGUUCUGUACAUGUUUUCCCUCUGUGAACGCCAUUCUUUUUGUGUAGUUUUAUCCAAAUAAUGAGAUUUCAGCUAAUAUGUGCUGUUGGUUACAGAGUUUUUCAGUUGUUUCUAUAUAGCUUAAGUUCAUUUUGCUUUAUAGUUCAAGUAAAUGAAGACCAAUGAGGGGGAUAUCUUCUCUGUGAGUACACAGUUCUAUAAAAUCUCAGAAUGUGUUUUCUCAUUGCAGUAAUGCACCAGCUACUAAACUGCAUAUAGAGUUCAGGUCUAGUUUGCAAGGAGGAAAAAUAAAAUGAAUUUCUACCCCUUUUCGUCCGUGUAUAGGUAUGUUUUUAUCAGGCAUAAUCUUUUCUUCAGACUUAGCUUUUUACAGUAGCUGGAAAUGUUUCAUAUCUGAACACCACAUAAACAGGUACCAGUAUAUUAUAAAAAUUACAACACUUUUCCAUAACUUCAAGUGAUAUAUUUGUGCAUUAGUGUUCUAGAAAGUAUUGUAUGUAGUUUUUCCCCUCAACACAUAAUAGCAGAAAUUUACAGAGCACAAAGAUUUGCCCUCUUUACAGUUAGUAUUUUGAAAGAGGAAACUUUCUCUCACUGUUGUGGCUAUAGUUUGUAGAGUAUCUUCACAGAUUGCACUGAUUGUGGUUGGGAUGAAAAUUGGGUUUUAAAAUCAGAUUAUAGGAGGACAUAAUUAAGAUACUGUGGGUAACUAAAACUUCUGCACCAGUCUUUGUUUUGACCAAGCAACCUAAUGUAGCUCCUUGAAAUGGCCACAGGAUGGUGCCAUAUCCUAAAGAUAUGAAAAUCUUUCUGAAAAAAAAAAAAAGUUUUUAGAUAACUGAAAAUGACAAACUGCAAAUUGCAGAAGCAUCACUGUUUACAUUAAGGAUUGGGUUCAAUUCCGUAAAUUUCAUUAAUCCUUUAGCUUUAUCAUCACAGCACCCCAAAACCCCAUUUCAGUCCAUCUCACUGAUGUUAAUGUUGUCUUUCAAUGUGUGACUCAGAUUCAUGAGAGAACUGUCAUUAUAGGUGGAUCACCUUAUGAAACUGGCUCAUGAGGGGCGACCAAUGUGGAUUUCAGAGGCUGGCAUGAUGUGGAAAUGUGAAAUGGGUUCUGGUGAACAGAAUACAGGCAUUGAUGGGUAUAUGGAAAGUAAAAUUUUUGAUACAGUGGGUACUUGAAUUGUGAGUGAAGUAAGGAACUCAUCUUAGUAAUGCAGAAGGAAAAAAAAAAAAAAAAAAAAAACAUGAAGAGACUAAUUUUAAAAUGCAAAGCACUAUAAGAUACUGACAUUCAUAAAGCAGUAAAAGUUUCACUGACAAAAGUUAGAUGAAGACAUGGAAAUAUGUAGGGCACUUUUUUUUUUUUUAAUAUCUUUUUAUAAAGCUUAGUGGUUUCAUUUGGAAAUCCAGAAUCUGGAACUAGCAGCAAGGUUUUCUGGCAGUUAGAGGAUUUGGGGGAAGUACUACAAGAAGUUGGAAAAUAUUUUUAAGUAUGAGUCUCAGGUUGAUGAUAGUGGUGGGUGGGUAUAUAAAAAAAAAAAAAAU
Molecule: messenger RNA, 8416 nt
Organism: Oxyura jamaicensis (ruddy duck)
Lineage: Eukaryota; Metazoa; Chordata; Aves; Anseriformes; Anatidae
Gene: BMPR1A
Product: bone morphogenetic protein receptor type 1A
Exons: 13
Coding region: 312-1913 (533 amino acids)
Biological process (GO): cellular response to growth factor stimulus; dorsal/ventral pattern formation; protein phosphorylation
Cellular component (GO): plasma membrane; signaling receptor complex
Molecular function (GO): SMAD binding; ATP binding; transforming growth factor beta receptor activity, type I
Source: RefSeq, a predicted model, not a curated record